This is a messenger RNA of Cheilinus undulatus (humphead wrasse), 8566 nucleotides long. It is a transcript of the gene trim71, whose product is annotated as tripartite motif containing 71, E3 ubiquitin protein ligase. Gene Ontology annotation, molecular function: protein binding; ubiquitin protein ligase activity; zinc ion binding. Lineage: Eukaryota; Metazoa; Chordata; Actinopteri; Labriformes; Labridae. Bases 1120 to 3612 code for a protein of 830 amino acids. The transcript has 7 exons. The record is from RefSeq and is a predicted model, not a curated record. Gene Ontology annotation, biological process: protein polyubiquitination; proteasome-mediated ubiquitin-dependent protein catabolic process.
CGAGGAGCUGCAGCCAGAGCGACACGCGCCCACCAGAGCGCUCUCCUUACGUUAACGUUAAUUCGACCGAAGGUAAACAACGGCAACCACGACGAAGCGAGAGAGGUCAUAAAUGCUUGUACGGUCGCUAGACCGAGUUUUUCGCGGGUGUGGGGCGUCGUAUUUCACGGUAGCGGAGAGAAAAUCCUGCGCAUUCCUCCACGCAGAGACUCGGAGGGAGACCAGCCGACCGACUGAACGGGGAAGGAGCGCUGGAAGCGGCCUCUUCACAAGGUGGACUGGUGCAUUGAACCGCAGAAGCUGGUGACACACGUCCACUGUGAUCAUUUGACUCUAUCAGGGAUUCUCUUUUUGUUUUUUGAUACCUAACUGACCCGAGGCUCACCAUGAGAUCGUUGCUUUGAUGAAUAAUUUACGGUGCCGCUGUCCGAGGCUCGCGCAGCGACUACCAACCGACCGUUGGCUGCGCCCGGAGCCGUCUAAACGGGCCCCCAUGGUGGACUAAAGAGGACGCCAUAACAACCAGACGGGCCUGAUUGGAAAGCAGAUAUAAACCAACAGAAACUGUUCCAUGAAUGCUCGAGUGGCUGCAGAGCCCAGAAGUCAUGUUGCCGAAGCGGUGGGGGAGGAGAGACGGAGCCUCCAGUAUUUCGACGCCGAUUCCGUGUCACUCCAGUUUCAGGUUUAUCUUAUGAACCUCCAAAAAGUACCUCUGGACAUUUUUUUCCCUCCACAGAUGCGCCAACAUUGUCUUUAUUGUCUGGUUGGUCUCUGUGAAAGGAUGACGCGGAUGUUUCCCUCACAAAACGCCUUAUACAACUGAACCAGGCUGAAAUGAUCUGAAAAGCAUAAAGAUUUUUCUUUUCUUACCUCAGAAACAAUCUUUGAAAAACCGUUUAGUAGAACUGCCUACCUCCUUUUAUUCCGUCAGGUCAGAGUUAUAUAAUACAGAGAAGAAUCUGUAAGUCUAUGAGCACCGUUUUUACUGUUGAACUGACUUUAAUACCUCAUGAAUCUACCUCAGUGCAACUUUGUUUUCUACCAAACAUAACGGGCCAAUGUGUCCACGAAUAAAUACCUCAAACUUUUUGCUGCGCGUGUUGUGAACUCAGUCUGCAGAUGGCUUCAUUUCCAGACUCGGACCUGCAGACGUGCCCGCUCUGCAAGGAGCUGUGUGGCUCUUCUGCUCCUAUUUCAUCUAGCUCUUCUACCUCCUCAUCUUCCUCGCAUACCUCUUGCUCCUCCAGCCAGACCUCCAGGAGGCUCCACGUCCUGCCCUGCCUCCACGCCUUCUGCAGGCAGUGCUUGGAAGGUCAGCGGAGUCCCGGGGAUCCGCUGAAGCUUAGGUGCCCCACCUGCGACCAGAAGGUGUCCAUCUCUGAGUCGGGGGUCGACUCCCUGCCUUCCACCAACUUCCUCUUCAGCAACCUUCUGGAUGUGGUGGUGAGCUCCGAGGAGCAGAUCCAAAACAAGAACGGUCACCACCACCGGGGAGGUUUAGGUGGAGGCUCAUCCAGCUUCCAUCUCCCUCAUGGAGGCCUGCUGCACCCGCACAACCUUGGGGAGCCUCAGUGCAGCUCUUGUGAUGAGGAGAACCCUGCCACGUCUCACUGCAUUGACUGCCAGGAGUAUUUAUGUGACAACUGUGUGCGGGCACACCAAAGGGUGCGUUUGACCAAGGACCACUUCAUCGAGCGCCUCGGAGACAACCUCCACCUUGGCCGGAUCAAUGCCAACAGCAACCCCAGUCAGCCGGGGGUGUCUGUGUCGCUCGCCCAGUCCCUGCAGAACAACUUCGCCCUGCUGUCCCUGUUCCAGGACCGCAUGAGCUUCUGCCAACACCAUGACAAUGAGGUAUUUCUCUUCUUCUGUGAAACCUGCUCUGUGCCUAUCUGCAGGGAGUGCAGCGUGGGCCGUCAUAUGGGUCACACCUUUGUUUACCUACAAGACGCCGUACAGGACUGCAGGGCCAUCACCAUCCAGCUGUUGUCGGAUGCACAGCAGGGGCGGCAGGCAGUGCAGCUGAGCAUGGAGAAAGUCCAGGCCAUGGCAGAACAAGUGGAGAUCAAAGCCAAGGUGGUUCAGAGCGAAGUGAAGGCCCUCGUCCUCAGACACAAGAAAGCGCUGGAGGAGAGGGAGUGUGAACUACUGUGGAAGGUGGAAAAGAUCCGUCAGGUGAAGGCCAAGUCUCUGUACCUGCAGGUGGAGAAACUGCACCAGAGUCUGACAAAGUUGGACAGCACUAUCGCUGCCGUUAGCCAGGUGCUGGAUGAGGGCCGCCACCUCGACGUGCUCCUCGCCAGGGAGCGAAUGCUCACCCAGAUCCACGAGCUGAAGGCUUUGAGGGGUCUGCUGCAGCCACAAGAAGAUGACCGCUUCAUGUUUACUCCUCCAGACCAGGCUCUGUACAUUGCCAUCCAGUCCAUGGGCCUGAUCAGCAGUGGGGCGUUCGCCCCAGUCACCAAAGCCCAUGGCGAGGGUCUUAAGAGUGCGCUCCGGGGCAAGCCUGCCUCCUUCACUGUAAUUGGCUAUGACCAUGACGGUGAGCCGCGCCUCUCUGGAGGAGACUCGGUGUCUGCGAUUGUCAUGUCGGUCACAGAUGGUAACCUGUCUGCUGCAGAGGUGACCGACCACCAGAAUGGUUCCUACACCGUCAGCUACCUGCCUAAAUGUGAGGGGGAGCAUCUCGUGUCCGUGCUGGUGUGCAACCAGCACAUCCAGGGCAGCCCCUUCAAAGUGAUCGUCAAGUCAGGGCGGAGCUACGGCUCCCUGGGCUCCCAGGUGUCAUCUUUUGGGUGUGAGGGGGAGGGUGAUGGUCAGCUGUGCCGUCCCUGGGGCAUCAGUGUGGACAAGGAGGGAUAUGUGGUGGUGGCUGACCGGAGCAACAACCGCAUACAGAUAUUCAAGCCCUGUGGUGCCUUCCACCAUAAGUUUGGCUCUCUGGGUUCCAGGCCGGGUCAGUUUGAUCGUCCAGCAGGGGUUGCGUGUGACAGUCAGAGACGAAUCAUUGUGGCUGAUAAAGACAAUCACCGUGUGCAGGUGUUUACUUUUGAGGGCCAGUUCCUGCUGAAGUUUGGGGAAAAGGGUACCAAGAACGGGCAGUUUAACUAUCCCUGGGAUGUGGCUGUCAACUCUGAGGGUAAGAUCCUGGUCUCAGAUACCAGGAACCAUCGUGUGCAGCUCUUCGCCCCUGAUGGCUCUUUCCUCAACAAGUACGGCUUUGAAGGGGCCUUGUGGAAACACUUUGACUCUCCCAGAGGAGUGGCCUUUAACCACGAAGACCACCUGGUGGUGACCGACUUCAACAACCACCGGCUGCUCGUCAUUCGGCCAGACUGCCAGUCGGCUCGUUUCCUGGGCUCGGAGGGAACUGGGAACGGGCAGUUUCUACGCCCCCAGGGCGUCGCCGUGGACCAGGAGAACCGCAUAAUCGUGGCCGACUCCCGCAACCACCGAGUGCAAGUGUUUGAGCCCAACGGGAACUUCUUAUGCAAAUUUGGCACACAGGGGAGCGGUUUUGGACAGAUGGAUCGCCCCUCCGGUGUGGCGGUGACGCCUGACGGAGUCAUUGUGGUUGUUGACUUUGGAAAUAAUCGCAUCCUCAAGUUCUAAAAAAAAAAAAAAAAAAAAAAAGUUUAUUCUCUUCCUCUGUUUGCCCUUUUGCAGUUUUUUUAAAAAUGAAGGACAUGGAGGAGAGAGAAUGAAUCAACAGACACAACGGGAGGAGAACUCAGAGAGGAUUGAGAGCAUGUUGAAGUGAAGGGAAAUUAAAACUGUAGAUGAUUAUUUUCUGCAUUUACAUUGAUCUUCUCCUAAUCAGAUAACUGUGGUAUGUAUUAUUAAGGGGACCUCUACAAAUUGAUAAUCAGUAGAAGAAGAGCCAUAUUUCCCUUCCUCAGUCUCUGCUGCUCUGAAUGUUCUCUGCGGCUCUCCUUAAGUAUCCAUCUCAGGGAUUUUCUCACUUUUCUUGAAAUCUUGUACCCUCUGCUCCAAACCUACCUCAUUUAGCUCUUUAUGAAUGUACUCAUAGUCACUGAGCAGAGGUUUUAGUCCGUGAAGUUUUACAAAGAAGAAAGUCUACCUCUAUACUUUGUUAUUUAAGAGAGACAAAAAAUGGACUGUUGAGUUUAAUUUUUGCACAGGAUUAAUGGAAUUCUUGCUGUGCAUUUUUGAAAUAUGAGUUAAAGUGAACCUCCUGAAUGUUGUUGCUGAGACAAUACUCAGACCGCUGUAGAGGCUGCAUGAUUUAUUCUCAUUGGAGGGCUUCGCUCGGAGAGGAAACAAGGGUACACUAGUGUCCUUUUUUUGUUUUUGGCUGCAUAGAUUUAUGCUUAUGCAGCAGCCCUUGUCUCUUUGUGGCUUUAUGAAGAUCUUAGUGUCAUGAUAGCUGGAGAAGAGUGCCCAUAGCGAUGCCAAACUUGAUAGAUUUAAGAUUAGCUCAGGUCAUGGUAGGAUUUAUUCAGAUCUGUACUUUCAGACUCUCCCUAUAGCUUUAUUAGCUAACGAUGAAUUUAUCGACACGAAAAAAAAAUCCCAGAAACGAUCCCCAUAUAAUUCCUCCCAUAAAUUAAGUUUUAGAUCAUCCUCACACCCCUGGCCCCUUAAUGUCCCGUAAGAUUGGAUUAAUUACUUUUUAAACAAAUUUUAAAAAAAAGUGUCCAGCUAGCAUGAAGAUGCAAGAAUUUGUAUGCAAGGAGAGAGGCAACUCCUUCAAAUGGGAGAAUUUACCAAAGGAUUUUGGAGAUUAUUUUUCAAAAUCUAGCGAUCUCGACGUAGAGAUUUAAUCAUUUCAUUGUAUGACACCUUUAUGGUGAGGCAUGCUGUGUGACAAAAGCCUCACAAGUAGACACCUAAUUUGGCUGUCCGGAGGACGUUAAUGACCUCGCUUUGAAAGACGUCUAGAAUAAUAAUUUGGAUUUAGCUGGUGGUUUAAAGCCACCAACUUUGGCUCCUGGGGCAUAGGAUUUAGUCCAGUCCAAUGAGAGGGUGAGAUUUCACAGCCCUGCCCUAUUUAUUAAUCUCUGGAGAUUAGAAGGCCUCCCCAGAUUGAGCGCUAGUAGACCGAUACCUCUAAAGAUGGAGGUCUAAAGACCUACUACUGGAGUCAACCAAAGUUAGAAUUUCUGCACAAUUGUAGAUAUGGCAAUUUAAGAAGCUUAAAUCCCCUUUAAAGACAUUUUUCUUGAAUAAUCAUUGUUGCCCAUAAUUAAAAAGUUAUGCAGUUGAGUCCGCAGUCCUCUCCACGGUAGGCUUAGAAGAAUUAAGAGUGCACACUUCAUAGUUUAAUGUGCAUAAAAAUGUCCACAUCCUGCUAAGACUAAGGCCUUGAUGAUGAGGCAGGUUUUAAAAGAACUUCUCCGUCUCUGCAGGGAUGUUUGUAGAGAACAGAAGACACCCACACCAAAGAGAAUUCUUUUCCCCUCAUGCCAUUCUUACCCAUUAAACAAAGCCACAUUUAUUUCCAUUUAGACAGCCCAAAGGCUCAAAGUAGCAUCUCAGAUUAACCUUCGUAUCCAAGUGUAAUCGCCAUAGAAACGACCAUAAUAGAUACUAACUCUGUGUGGUGGAAGCAUCGCGGGGUUUUAAACCCCCUUGCUCUUAUUUCAAUCUGUGUCCCACUGGAAGCACUAGACAAUUAAGGUUCUGUUAGCAGCUUUUUAGCUUAGCAUAAAACAUUGGGACUAAUGAGAAAAUGAACCGACUGGCUCCCACCUCUGAGGUGAGGGUCCGUCUGCACAUGAUCAGGAUUUACAUCAUCAUAUCUCAGAUAUCCUGUUUCACCUCCUGAAUACCUCAAACGUGUCACUCACAGCUUCUGUGCAUUGAAAUACCUCAUCAUGUUACCCAUUCUGAAUACCUCAUUUUCACUCUUGUAUUUAAGCAUACCUCAUCAUAUAUUUAUGCAUAACGAAUAUACCUCAUUCUUUGUAUCAUCUUGUGUUACAGUACAGUACAUGUCCCAUAGCUCUUGGACCAAAGAUCAUGGUACUGUUUGACUUAAAUAGAAAUUUGUAUUAUGAUCAUCGCUCCAUCUUCCAACCCUGAACAGCUUUAGGUUGUUCGCUGCUGUAAUGCCUGGUAACCUUUGCCUUUUAUCACCAAGAAACCAAAUAUCUCAGAUGAAAGCGUUGUGCCAAAAGGAUCUGUGAGAGGUCUGUGCCAAACAGGGUUGGCGUUUGGACCACGUGUUGUAGACGACACAUGUCACUGGACCAUUUUAUCAUAGAUGCAAAUGUUAGAUCAGAGCACCUGAGUAGAAACCUUGCUCUCUGAUUGGAUGCACUUAAGAGGGCUGGGCCCCGUUUAUCUUUACCUCAUGAUGAUGAUGAUGACGGUGAUGAUGAUGAACAUGCAGAUUCCACUUGUACUUUGUUACUGUGCGCAAGGGGUGACAGGAAGAGGACGUGGCCUCUUUUAAAGAGUUAAGAACUUCACAAACCCGCCUUUGAACACCUUAAGAUAUACCUCAACCUUGAGCACAAUUUACCGACAUCUCAGUGUGGAUCUCAGGAUGCUGUAGGACCCUGAGACCAGUGUAAACCCCCCCCCCACUCUCACUGUGUGGUAAAAACACAUAAGAGGAUCAUGCCUAACAGGUGACAGCAGGCUGGGUUUUAUUUAAGUGGAGCUUUUAGCACAUUGAUGGUGAGCCAGUUGCUUUGAACCCAACAUAAGAUCGUUUUUUUGUUUUUCAGUAUUACUCUGUGAAAUGUUCACUCAUGUUGCAUCAGUUUUUUUUAUUAAGAUUGCAGAAUUCUAUCUUUAAGAUCAUUAGGUCUUCACUCUUAAAGAGGAAAAAUGUAUUUUAAACCUUUGUUUUUCAUUUUGUUGCAUGCUUUAAAAAGUCCUUGUAUUAUACUGAUGUCUCUCAGAUAGGUGUUGCAAAACUCAGAUGGGGUGGGUAGCUGAUUAUUGGGAUGGUUUUACCAAAAUAUAUACCCAAAGAUUUGUAUGUGUGUGUUAGGAUUGUGUUGGAUGGAUUAUCCUUUGACCUUUGCGAUUGUAUUUCCUGUUCUCAAGAGGCUCUGCAGACCUGUUUGGCUGGCCAUGCCUCCAUUCCUGAGAAACAAGAGAGGCAGAGUUUUCAGAGAAAUGCCCCUCGACCCUUAGUGCUUAGUUUUCUCCCUCUAAUAUGCACAAUAUGUGUAGACAUAUUAAUCUCCUUUCACACUCAAAGCCCUGUAACUUUUUGGAGGUAAAAGCUUCCUGCUGAGUGUUUAACUUCCCCAACAUUGAUGAAUCCACAGGGCGGCCAUGUUUUUUUUUUUUUAAUUGAUUCAGUGAUUCCCACUUUCAUGCAAGGUGCAGCUAGGAUUCUCCUGCACAAUCUAGCAAUCAUCUUCCUCCCCCUGUCUUUAUAAUAAACCAGGAAGUGAAGUGACGGCUGCCCAGCUGCACUCCUGCUCAGCUGGAUUUAUCUUCACAGCGCCCCUGUGGUUUUUUGUCCAUCGUUUUAUUUCUGGCCUCUCAUGGCUUAAAGAGAAAAAAGCAGAGCUGCACCAGGUGAUGUGUGCAAGGUCGUAGACCUCCUUUUAAUGAUUGUAAACGCUAAAGAAAGAAAGAAAAAAAAAGUUUGAAAUUUAGAAAGGAAAAAAUUAAAAACUCAGGUAGUUCUCAGCAGCCCUGCCCUGCAGGUGUCUCAUUGAAACGUGUCCCGUAGUGAUGAUGUAGUGACUUUUUUUCCCUGUUAUGAGCUCUCAUUACUAGUCUGAUUCUUUUGCGUGUCCAUUUGAUAAUUAUAAAACAAUUUAUUUUAAAUCUGAUACAAUAAGGAUUUUGAUUAGCUUCUCCUGAUUAAUCUUUUGUUUUUUGUUUUUUUUGCCAAUUUCUGUUUUACAAAAACGUACAAAUACGUGUCACCACUUGAUGCUCAUUGGCUCCUUUAGAAUGUAUUUUGUGAAGAAAGGAGUUUAAUUGGAUCUUGUUGAUGCUCACUCUAUACAGUCAGCUGCUGGGAGUAAAUAAGACGCAGAAACUGUUUUUUGUUAGCAUUUUGUGCUCAGUGUUCAGCACCAGCAAUACUCAGAGUAUACGGUGGAAUCAGCGGUCAUAGAGGAACAUGCAGCAUGGAUCAGCUUUAACAGAAGCCCUGCAGACAAGGGGUGCCUGCUCUUCUCGUUCCCGUGGUCUUGCUCUCCCAGCGGCUGACUGUGUGGUGUGUGUACUGUGUUUGUGCGCUGCAUCUGUGUCGUCUAAGCAGAAAUCCACUGAAUGUAUCCUCCUAACAGUCCAAGAGGCAGGGAGAGCUGGCAGGGCCAGCUGAGUUUAGAUGGGUGCUGCUGGCACUUCCUCAGCCAGGCGUGUGUGUGUGUGUGUGUUUAUCAGUCAAUCCUUGUCCGCGUGUGUGUAUUUGCCAGCACACCUUCCCCUUUCUCUUCACACACGCGCACAUGUCUGAAUGCGGGGUGAAGUGCAGAUGUCAGGUCUUCAGUCUAAAUAAGGCACAGGAGACGAUAAUAUUUUGGCCUCCUGCUGCUCUCGUUGUACUCUGUGGACUUUAAACAUUUCCUAUGCAGUUUUUGUUUGCUUUUUUUGUUUACACUUAAAUAAAGUUGUAUUUCUUUGA